Molecule: messenger RNA, 1206 nt
Organism: Caenorhabditis elegans
Lineage: Eukaryota; Metazoa; Nematoda; Chromadorea; Rhabditida; Rhabditidae
Gene: asp-14
Product: Peptidase A1 domain-containing protein
Exons: 7
Coding region: 59-1159 (366 amino acids)
Biological process (GO): proteolysis
Molecular function (GO): aspartic-type endopeptidase activity
Source: RefSeq, marked reviewed
AAAGCAUGAGCGAAUAAAUAGGAGAGCUGGUUGCUUGGAAAUCAUUCUCAGUUCAAUCAUGAUCAAGACAAUCUUGCUUUUGGCCUUUGUGGCCUCGACCUCAGCUUUUGUGAUUCCUUUCAAAGUUCAUGCUGCAGUUACCAACAUUACCAAAGGAGGACAAACUCUGGAGCAAACCUCAACCUUCUUCGUUGCUAACUUGACCAUGGGAACACCAGGACAACUUUUCACUGUUGUCAUUGACACUUCGACCGCUGACAUUGUUAUUCCAGAUAUGAGUUGCAAGACCGCAAAUAAUUGCUACAACAAGAGAAGAUUCAACCAAGCAAAGUCGUCGUCUUACUAUGCAUAUGGAAAUAAGUACACGUACAAGAAUAAUCUUGGAACUUUCCAAGGAUUUGAUGCAAAAGACACUGUUGUGAUCGGAGACCGCAAAACUGAUUUGAUCACCAUUCCAGGCGUGAAGUUUAUGCAAGCUACCGACCUCGGACUUUUGAUGGAUGGAUUGGGUGCUGAUGGAAUUUUGGGAUUGGGAUUCACAGCCUCAUCGCAAAUCGGUGGAAACUCACCAUUCGUUCAAGGUGUUAACGCUGGAGACAUUUCGGGCACAUUCUACUCCAUCUGGCUCGAGCACUUCAACCAAACUGAUGAUCUCGGAACCCACGGAGUUAUUUACUACGGAGGAUUUGAUCCAGUGCACUGUGCUCCAAACCCAACAUACGUCCCAUUGGCUUCUGCAUAUGCAUACCAACUCACGAUGUCUUCCUUCAAAGUUGUAGGAUCAUCCGCCACCAACUCCAACAACAAGUACAUUCAAACUUACCUUGACACCACCACCGCCCAAAUUGGACUUCCAAAAACUUACAUUAGCCAGGUGUUUGACUCCCUUGGCAUCAGCACAAACGUUAUGAAUGCUAUCUACCCAACAAUUGUUCCAUGUAACACUAAGAUCACCCUCACUUUUGGAUUUGUUUCUGGUACAACAGUCUCAAUUACGGAAAGAGAUCUUGUUAUUAGCUUCUUCGGAACAUGUAGACUCCAAAUUAUUCCAACCACUGAUAGAAUCAUUCUCGGUCUUCCAUUGUAUCGUGGACGUUGCACAUAUUUCGAUCCAAUCAUGCAAAGAGUCGGGUUCACUCCAGCGCUUCUCCAAGAUUAGUGUUAAUAUUUGAAAGUGGAAUAAAAAUAAAUCAUUAAAUUUAAAAA